AGGAUCCAUUAGUUUCCUGAGCAAAGCUGGACUGGUCAGGAAGAGUGUGAAGAAAGGUUGCUUAGUGAAUUUUCGGAUGUCUGGAUCCCGUGUAAGCUCACAGGAAAUAUGAAGAGAGAUCCGGGAUACCGGAGGCAGAAGGUUCAGACACAGUUAAGACCCACCAUCCAACAGGAAGGAGAAGGAAUACAGCGAAGACUCCAAGACACUGAGCCUUGCCUGGGACACAGGGGCCAGGCAUGGGUCACAUUAACAAGUCAUAAAGUUCACCCAAUCACCAGGAAGCCCAUGUCUUGGCAUGAUAACUUGGAGGAGCCUGCAGAUGUCAAGUUCUUGAAUGUCAUUCACCAUGCUGCACAUGGUCCAAGGAUGAAAUAUUCAGAGACGCAGACUGAAGCCCAAGAAAUUGGAUGGAACCCCCGUCCCUUGAUCAAUCCAGACCGCCAGGACAAGAGGCUGAACCACUUCAAGGUCUACCGCGACAUCACUCUGUACAAGGCUAAACUGUGGAGGCUGGGGGAGGAGAAUUACCUGAAGUAGCUUUCUCUUGGUAGAGUAAGACCUACACAACGAAUUCCUAUGGUGUGUGUUGUCCAGAAAAAUAAAUGUUGUGUUUGUUAAAUAUUACACAAGACAUAUUUCACAGAUCAUGUGAGUCAGGAAGGCUCUGACAGAAAAAUGAUUCAGGAGGCCAGUGGUGAUGGGCUUGAAGGUAAGAUACUUAUUGUGAGAGGAGGUCUGAAGCAAAACAAAACAAAAGUGGACAAACAAACAAAAUGUUAGACAAUCAUGCCACACACCUUUAAUCCCAUCACUAUCUAUAGAGAGAGACAGAGAGACAGAGCAACAGAGUGACAGAGACAGACAGAGACAAAGAGACAGAGAAGCAGAGAGUGUUGCACAUUAACUUAUGGUGAAGGUCAUUACUUCGUUCUAGUUUCAUUUCUGUUGUCAUAAUAAAUAAACUGACAAAACGCUGCAUAGUGGAGGAAGGGUUCACUUGGGUUACAGUCCUGUCAGUUCAGGGAAGUCAAGGCAGGAACUCAAGCUGCUAGUCACAUCUCAUCCUCAGUCAGGAGCAAAGAGGCACAUUGCUGAAAGCGUUACAGCUCUUCUCCAGCAGGGGAAGGUUUGGUUCCUCAAUGCAGGUGUAACAGCUCUGCUCCAGGAGGUAGCCUGGCAUUCAGAAUCUAAAGAGUCACACCACAAAACAAACCUCACACACGAGAUAUAUUGGGAGGGAAAACCCCAGGAGGUGGCUACUUCUGCUUGGGAAGAAGCAGCAGGGAACUGAGCAGAAGGUGGGUUUAUACAGGGUUUCUUGGAGGUGUGGGGGGUUGGGGGAAGCUUUCCAGGGUGGCCUGAGAUUAGAGGGAUCCUGUGGCCUGAUCUUGAAGCUCAGGGAUUGGUGUUAUUUUUUUUUUUUUCCUCUUGGCCCUGGUUUCAGACUUAGAUCAGGGUGUUUUUUCCUCGACUCUUUUAUCUUACACAUGCAUCUAUGCCGCCUGCUUGCCACUCAGUUUGGCUGUGAAAUGGUGCUGCUCCCAACUUUGCAAUCAAUACAGUCCCCACAGACAUGCCAACAGACCAACCUGAUACAGACAGUUCCUCCUUCAGACUCUCUUCAGGCGGUUCUAGGUUGUGUCAAGUUGACAGCCAAAGUAGCCGGCUCACUCCACACAGAACCGCCAGAAACUGGCAAAUGGAACUUUGCAAAGCAAAUAAGAGGAACUAACUGAAGAGUUUGCCCACGUAAUGAAAGAAAAUCUGUGUCAUCUGUACGUCUGACAGGGGGUCAGUAUCUAGCAUAUACCAGUAACUCAGAAGAUUAAGAAAGAAAGCAAACAAUCCAGUCAGCAAAUAGCCAAGCAGAAAUGGAUAGUUCUCAAAAGCGGGAACAAAAUAGCCAGUAACACAUGAAAACUGUUCAACCUCACUAGCCACCAGUGAAAUGCAAAACAGAACUACACAGGGAUUCCAUCUUGAAUGAUCACGUUCAAGAAACAAAAGCAAAUGCCGGUGAGGGUGUGGAGAGAAGGGAACCUUUGCUCCCUGCUGGUGGAGUAUACAGUCUGGCCAUUAUGGAAAUCAAGAUGGUGAUUACUAAAAAAACACUACAAAUACACUGCCCAAAGGUCUCCUGUGGCAUGUCUUACUAUAGAUAAACCUCAGAGUCCGUCAUCAGAGGAAUGGAGAGGAGAAAUGCAGUUUAUAUACACAAUGGAGUCCUUUUCAGGCAUAAAGUAAAUGAAGUUACAUAGUUUUCAGGAAAAAUGAGUAAAACUGGAAAUAAUCAUAUUGAGUUAAACCAGUCCCACAAAGACAAAUCGUGUAUGUUUUUCUCAUAUGAAGGUCCUAGAUUUUACAGAGACAUAAAAUUAUGUAUAUAAGAGUGAAAUUGUUCAGGAAAACAAGGGCGACUACCGAUGGGAGGAGAGGUGAGUAAGGGCAGGGUAGGGAACAUGGAGGAGUGUUUACUUAAAGCACAAUGUGUACUUGAAUAAAAAUGUCCUUAUGUAACACAAUACCAUGUAUAAUGGAUGACUACAAUGAAGCUUCUUCUGUUCUGAUUAUUUUGAGAUAGAGUCCUGUUGUGUAGCUGGGCUGGCCUGGGACUUGUUGUGUAGGCCUUGAACUCACAGAGAUCCAUCUGCCUCCAUCCCAUGAAGAUGGGCUAGAGGAAGUGAUACCAGGGAACGCAUGGGAAUCAGAAAGUAAUGACGGAGGUUCCACCUGAGGAGCUCUGCUGUACAGUAAGAAAGGGAGUUGAGGAGGAAGGGUUGGCAAGACAGCUCACCUUGCAGAUGAAGGUGUUUAUCUAUGUGCACGUCCUGCUUCAGUCCAGGGCUGGGCCUGCAGGGCAUCCCAAAACACUUGGUAUCUUUACAGGACAUGGCCUUUAGCAUUGAGCAGCCUGAGGCAGGCAAAUUGGGAGUUCAAGCUCAAAACAACAAAGCAAAGCAAGAAACAAUAACAAAAAGAAAGGAAAAAAAUUAAAGCGCUUUGCCCUAAUAAGCUGUCUUCAUUUUCAUAGUGAUGGUUAACAUCAAACUUGACUAAGGAAGUAGUCAUCAGUAAAAGGGGAAAUCAGCCAAAAAGGAAACAAAUGCACUCUAAAAGGAAUUACCGAAUGAAUGGCUAGUAUUGCAAGUUUAUUAUUUAAUUUAUGACAAGUUAAAAAGUUCCUAUUGCGUUCAGGUUGAGGGUACACCAACCUACUAAAUGUAACCUAAUGAUAAGGCAGAAACUUUGUCCUGCAGUUAUCAUUUGAUCAAAGUGUAGAUGUGUCGCAUUGAGCACUGAAUUAACAUCACAAAUGGUCUGAGCUGCAUUUGAGUCCUGGAUUCAUGUUCCCAGUUGGUCCAGAACCACGGCAGGACCUGUAGAGCUGGGUCACAUCAUGUCUUCUGGCUCAGGUUCUGCAGGCUCUGCUUGAUUCCCUGUGAGAUGUGCAGCCACGUUAAUGCUGUUUGAGCAAAGAAAGUGUUGUGGGAGAAGGGCUUCAAAGGAAAACAAUCAACACAAGUAAACAAAGAUUAA
Molecule: messenger RNA, 3540 nt
Organism: Meriones unguiculatus (Mongolian gerbil)
Lineage: Eukaryota; Metazoa; Chordata; Mammalia; Rodentia; Muridae
Gene: Cfap144
Product: cilia and flagella associated protein 144
Exons: 5
Coding region: 109-540 (143 amino acids)
Cellular component (GO): ciliary base
Source: RefSeq, a predicted model, not a curated record